CUUGGAAGAAAUACUGAAACGCCCGUUUCUGUAGGUAAAACGGGAAGUUGAAAGCAGAUGACAGUAGGCUCCCCUUCUCAGCUCAGUGGUCUCAGGCAGCAACAAAAACCACCUCAAACUUUCCUGUCCCUUUAAAAAUGGCGGCGGGGCGCCGGCCGACGACGCCAUAGGCUGACGGCGAGGGCGAGGGCGGGGCGUGCGCGCGGUGUCCGCCCGCUACGGCAAGCCGGAGGCAGCAAGAUGGCGGCGGCGGAGGACAGCUGUGGUGCAGGGCCCGAAGCGGACCGCGAACUGGAGGAGCUUCUGGAAAGUGCUCUUGAUGAUUUCGAUAAAGCCAAACCCUCCCCAGCACCCCUUCCUACCACCACGACCCCCGAUGCUUCGGGGCCCCAGAAGAGAUCGCCAGGAGACACUGCCAAAAAGUUUUUCCAGGAGCUGUUUGACAGCGAGCUUGCUUCCCAAGCCACGGCUGAGUUUGAGAAAGCGAUGAAGGAGUUGGCUGAAGAAGAGCCCCACCUGGUGGAGCAGUUCCAGAAGCUCUCAGAAGCCGCAGGGAGAGUGGGCAGUGACGCGACCUCCCAACAAGAAUUUACUUCUUGCCUAAAGGAGACACUAAGUGGACUAGCCAAAAAUGCCACUGACCUUCAGAACUCAGGCAUGUCAGAAGAGGAGCUGACCAAGGCCAUGGAAGGGCUGGGUAUGGACGAAGGGGAUGGGGAGGGGAACAUUCUCCCCAUCAUGCAGAGUAUUAUGCAGAACCUGUUAUCCAAGGAUGUGCUGUACCCAUCGCUGAAGGAAAUCACAGAAAAGUAUCCAGAAUGGUUGCAGAGCCACCGGGAGUCCAUACCUCCAGAGCAAUAUGACAAAUAUCUGGAGCAGCACAGUGUCAUGGGCAAAAUAUGUGAGCAGUUUGAGGCAGAGACACCGACGGACACUGAAGCCACUCAGAAGGCUCGUUUUGAGACGGUGCUGGAUCUCAUGCAGCAGCUACAGGAUUUGGGUCAUCCUCCAAAAGAACUGGCAGGGGAGAUGCCUCCUGGCCUCAACUUUGACCUGGAUGCCCUCAAUCUUUCGGGCCCACCAGGUGCCAGUGGUGAGCAGUGUCUGAUCAUGUGAAACACAACACAUUUUCCUCCCCGAGUCCCUGCCACGGGGAAGAUCUGGAGUCGGCAGAACCACUGGAAACUGAGGCAGGAGUGUCGUCUGCUGAAGCAGUCUGCCCACUGUCUCCUCAUCCCAUUCAGGACUGUGCCAUACUAGCUGAGGCUUUUCCUCCUUAUAGGAAUAGGAUCUGUUCUGCGGGCCUCUUCUGUGAGCCCUACUCCAUUAUGGUUUUUGCUGCUAACAGAGGCCCAGCUACCUGCCAGAUGAAGAAGGCAUCCGUUUGGGGACAUGUGUCUUCCUCUCACUCCCAGAGUGUUGUAUGUGGCGGUACUGAUGCCCACUUGUAUGCCCAGGGUCUUUGUGCCUUGUAUCUGCUUCCUCUCUGAUCUAGGGCAUGGGGGCAGACUUCCAGGACUCUGUUUCUUCUGGGCAGAAUGAAAGUGGAGAGAAACUUGGCCUGGGCUGGGGCUAUAAGUCUGUCACCAUGUCCUCUGACCUUUAGACAGACUAUUGUGAAUUCCACGAAGAGAAAGGGCUUUUGCGUCUACUCACAGUAGAAUUGGAAGAGGAGCCCUGGGAUUCUCUUCUCCCUAGGUGCUGAGCCCUCCAUUCCCCAUUCCAACCUGAGAACUCGAGUUACUACCCUGGUUCUUCUACUAUGCUGUUGAGCUGGGUGAGCCCAGCUCUCAACUGCCACUUUUGGCCUCCUGCCUACCCUCUUACCACCUCUGUCUGAAAGAUUGGUUGAUUGCAGUCCUGCUGAGCCCCAGCCAUUACAACAAAAGACCCAUCCUUUUUUUUUUUUCUUUGCCAUCAUCUGAUUCAACCAUCACUCUCACUGACUCCCUCUCUCUUUGAAAACAUGAUGGUAGUCUCAGGUCCGAGAAAUAAACAGAGCAUUCUUCCAGA
Ochotona princeps (American pika) is the source of this 2013-nucleotide messenger RNA. It is a transcript of the gene PEX19, whose product is annotated as peroxisomal biogenesis factor 19. Gene Ontology annotation, biological process: protein import into peroxisome membrane. Bases 241 to 1116 code for a protein of 291 amino acids. Lineage: Eukaryota; Metazoa; Chordata; Mammalia; Lagomorpha; Ochotonidae. The record is from RefSeq and is a predicted model, not a curated record. Gene Ontology annotation, cellular component: peroxisome; peroxisomal membrane. The transcript has 8 exons.